UGGCACUCUGGGAGUCGUAGUAAUCAGUCUGCUGUCGCUGCGAGGAGGACUACAUUUCCCCAAAGCCUGCGAAACCACGCGAUCACUAGCCGGAAGGAGUCGCUACACGAGGUACUUGGAGUGAGAGGCCCCGAGUCUGAGUUACCCGUGCUGGGGUCAGCGCGAUGCCUAAAGCCAAGGGGAAGACUCGGAGACAGAAGUUCGGUUAUAAUGUUAACCGGAAGCGUCUGAACCGGAAUGCUCGACGGAAGGCAGCGCCGCGGAUCGAAUGCUCCCACAUCCGACAUGCCUGGGACCAGACCAAAUCGGUGCGGCAGAACCUGGCCGAUAUGGGUUUGGCUAUGGACCCCAACAGGGCAGUGCCCCUUCUUAAGAGAAAGGUAAAGGCCCUGGAAGUGGACGUGGAGGAGAGGCCUAAGGAGCUCAUGCGGAAGCCCUAUGUGCUCAAUGACCUGGAGGCAGAAGCCAGCCUUCCAGAAAAGAAAGGAAAUACGCUAUCUCGGGAUCUCAUUGACUAUGUUUGCUACAUGGUGGAGAACCAUGGGGAGGACUAUAAGGCUAUGGCCCGGGAUGAGAAGAAUUACUAUCAAGAUACCCCAAAACAGAUUCGGAAUAAGAUCAACGUCUAUAAGCGUUUUUACCCAGCAGAGUGGCAAGCCUUUGUCGAUUCUUUGCAGAAGAAUAAGAUGGAGGUUGAGUGACUGGUUUACACCUGCCCCAGGUUGAGACUUCCUCCUGGACCAGAGAAGCCGGAGCCAGGGUUUAAGGCAAGGAGAGGUGUGCGGCUACAGAUGAGGCU
Molecule: messenger RNA, 799 nt
Organism: Balaenoptera ricei (Rice's whale)
Lineage: Eukaryota; Metazoa; Chordata; Mammalia; Artiodactyla; Balaenopteridae
Gene: NOP16
Product: NOP16 nucleolar protein
Exons: 5
Coding region: 165-701 (178 amino acids)
Biological process (GO): ribosomal large subunit biogenesis
Cellular component (GO): nucleolus
Source: RefSeq, a predicted model, not a curated record